Molecule: messenger RNA, 1440 nt
Organism: Cryptococcus deneoformans JEC21
Lineage: Eukaryota; Fungi; Basidiomycota; Tremellomycetes; Tremellales; Cryptococcaceae
Exons: 3
Coding region: 25-1362 (445 amino acids)
Biological process (GO): positive regulation of oxidoreductase activity; P450-containing electron transport chain
Cellular component (GO): mitochondrion
Molecular function (GO): 2 iron, 2 sulfur cluster binding
Source: RefSeq, a predicted model, not a curated record
CUGGCUCAGACAGGCAUAUACCCCAUGUUUCGCCGGGCCGCUCUCCUACUCAGGAGACACACUGUUAUUCACCCCCAAAGACAUCUCUCCACUUCACUCUCCCGGCCCAGGGCGCCUAUACCCAUCCCCAACACUCCUUCAGCGCCACCCCUCCCACUCCCAGAUGCCUAUCCACUUGAGCUCCCCCGGGCCAUUUCCCCCACUCGCGCCCUUCUGCUUCUCUCCACGCCUUCCCCUCCCACUGAUUGGCCAUCUCAUCUUGAAAUGCAUUCCCCCCUCUUAGCAGCUACCUCUGCGAAACUCAAAGCCCGUGGAGUCGGCGUGAAUGUCGUUUACGAUCCGGCUGCCCCGUAUGGAAGCUUUGGUUUUCAGACUGAAAAGAAGGGGGAGGAAAAAUUCAUGGGGAGACUGUUUUGGCCUGACGGGAGAAAAAUGGAAUGGGACGUUUUUAAUCUCGAAACCCUCAAUUCUGACCAGCUAGAAAAAGCGAUCAACUACACACCCGUCCUAUCACACUCUUCGGGUUUACCACAGCUUCUACCUGCAUCAAUAACUUCCAAGAAAGAGAUCCUAGUAUGCACCCAUGGAUCUAGGGACUGUAGAUGUGCUGAUCGAGGCGGUCCGCUUGUUUUGGCUCUUCGAAAAGAGGUCAAUCGGCGAGGUCUGCAAAGUCAAGUCAAAAUCGGGGAAGUGGCCCAUGUCGGAGGACACAAGUAUGCGGCGAACGCAAUCUUGCUCCCGACCAUGGAUAUGCUUUCCAACCUGUCUACCGAGCAUGCGCCAUGUAUAAUCGAUCAUCUGUUCGCUCUUGCUCCCUCAGUUCCUUCAGCGUCUGUCAUGCCUGUAGCUGAGAGGGGAACGAAACCGGACGACUCUACCCACGCGAAAGGAGGGAUGUGGACGCAUUGGAGAGGCCGUUACGGCUUGACGGGGGAGCAACAAGCUUUGCUCUGGGAUUCUGUUGAUCCCUCCCGCCAGCCUCAUAUCGCAUCGACGUCCCAUGAAACUGCGGCAAAAAAGGAGCAGGAAAUUGUCACUUUGAGGUUCAAAACUUAUGAGGGUGAAGAAAAAGUUGUUCAAGCUCGAAUUGGAGAGAAUCUGCUACAAGUUGGCAAGAAAAACGAUUUGCCCUCUCUGGAAGGCGUAUGUGAUGGCAAUCUCGAAUGUGCCACAUGUCAUCUCUACCUUUCCUCUUCGCCUGCACCGCCAGUUUCCGAGCCAUCGGAGGCAGAGGACGACAUGCUGGGGUAUGCAGUCGGUUACAAGGAAGGAGAAAGUCGAUUAGGUUGCCAAAUCGAGGUGACCAGAGAACUGGCAAAGUGGUGUGAUGAAGGUGGGAUCAUUAGAUUACCAAGAUUUUAAGCCAUGCUUCAUUUGUACAUGGCUGUCAGAAGGGGAGAUAUACCUAGCAUGAAAUAUACCCAGAUGCAUUAUAGUUUU